Molecule: messenger RNA, 933 nt
Organism: Phytomonas sp. EM1
Lineage: Eukaryota; Euglenozoa; Kinetoplastea; Trypanosomatida; Trypanosomatidae
Source: the annotation of a GenBank genome assembly
AUGGAAAGAAUCGACCGACCACCCGCGAGGUUUGACUUGCUUACAAACUCACUGGUGUAUCGUUGGCAGACAACCGCACAAUACGCGCGUAAGAUAUCUGGUCCUAUGCGAGAGUGGGCGGCUGAGCUGAAGUACCGUACCGGUGUGCACAUCGAGCUUGAGCCAACUUAUCCGAAUCGACUUUUGAUGACUGCAGCGGAGGGGGGUUACACGAGUGCGGAUGAGGUAGACAUUACGGUAUACUUGUUUGGUAGCGAACGUGGUAUUUUGAACUGCCAACAGCUGAUGGAGACGAUCAUGGAACUGGAGCCGGCGUAUGUUCGCCUUGGCGUGUUCCGCCGCCUGCCUGGUACCACCAGUCCCGGUGAAGUGGAAUGGCUGAUGCUGCGCCGCAUCAACCGCGAGCUGCGCCCCCCUGACAUCCCACCAAUCUCGCUCAAGCUCCCUGGCAAGUGGACGUUCCUUUACGAACAGUUCAAGGAGGCUGCCAUCCGGUCCCUUUGGGAGGAGACGGGCAUCACCGUGAAGCCGAGUGACGUCUUCCCGACGGCGAGGCUGUUACAGUCCAUCCCAGCCUUCUAUUGGCGUGUGCCGGUUCACUAUUUUGUCGCGGAGGUGCCCUACGAUGUAGAGGUGCUGGGGCCGCAGGUGACGCCGAGCACGUACGUCCUCCACUGGGAUUCACAACUGCUGCGGAGCUCUCCUGAUCCCAUCGACCGCGUCUGGGCGCAGCUGGCGAACCCAGAGACGGGAUGUGGCUGGAUGCGGCGGGAGAUCAUCGACGAGCUGCAGCGGCCGCUUCGUGGAGACAACUACAUUGCAGUUCGCUACACGCCGCCACCGUACUCAAACCUUGCCCCUACCCUGGGGUUUGAUAUUCCGACUGAGAAGGAUGCACAGGAAAAGGCCAACGGAGCUGACAGUGAUGAAUAG